AAUCGUAUUUUCGUCGACAAGAAUCAACGAAGGCCUCACUAUAGGGAGAAAAUAAACAGCGGCCACUAAUAUGGCGUAUCCGCAACCAGUUAACCCUCGAAUGUCCGUACUUUCAAAUGCGUCGUCAGACCACUUCUCGCCAGCAUCAAGCACAACGCGCUUCUCAUAUCCAAAUUCGACUCCUAUACCGACAAAUCUGGCGGCCAUAGCGAAAGCACGUCCAAACGUUUACGAACGUAACCUUAACAAGACACGCACGGCCGAAGUCUCCCUUUCAGCAUAUGCUUUCCUUUUCUCCGAGAUUGUUCAGUACACUCAGAAGCGUGUAAGUGGCAUCAGUGACCUCGAGCGAAGACUAAACGUGUUAGGAUACCGUAUAGGCACUCGUGUACUUGAGUUAAUGUCCUGGAGGGUGGAAGCACAAACUAAAACCCCAAAACGCGAGAUCCGGUUCUUACCUGCGCUGAUGUCUAUCCAUACGCAAGUUUGGCGAACGGUGUUUGGGAAGCCGGCAGACGCUAUCGAGAAGAGUGUGGAACAUGACGACGAAUAUAUGAUUAUAGACAACGAUCCUCCGAUAACGCGAUACAUCUCCGUUCCAAGGGACAUGAGCCAAUUGAGCUGUUCGUCACUAACCGCAGGGAUAGUCGAAGCUGUUCUAGAUGGUCUUUGUUUUCCAGCGAGGGUUACGGCGCAUAAUACACCAACUGAUGCAUUCCCUUCAAGGACGACCAUCCUUAUCAAACUUGAGCGCUCCGUCAUGGAACGAGAAGAAGCUAUGAAAUGA
Molecule: messenger RNA, 787 nt
Organism: Fomitiporia mediterranea MF3/22
Lineage: Eukaryota; Fungi; Basidiomycota; Agaricomycetes; Hymenochaetales; Hymenochaetaceae
Product: TRAPP complex subunit trs31
Exons: 4
Coding region: 71-787 (238 amino acids)
Biological process (GO): endoplasmic reticulum to Golgi vesicle-mediated transport
Cellular component (GO): TRAPPIII protein complex; TRAPPII protein complex; TRAPPI protein complex
Source: RefSeq, a predicted model, not a curated record